AUGAAUGGGAUGGUAGAAUCGCAUAAUAACGUAGUAAAGAAGCAAAUGUUAUAUGUGAUGUUAAACUUCCCUAACCGGUACAAAGAAUUACUUAUAUUCUUUUGUGAGAUUGUUGCUUACGCCGUAUUUAUUAAAAAUCAUACGCCGUCUGAGCGAGUCGAAACCCACAAGGGUUGGACGCCACAUGAACUAUUCUACGGACGUAGAUAUAGACCAAACUACCACCAGCUCGGGGUAGAUGUGUUUGUCAUACUCCUGAAUAAACAGGAAGCAGAGGCAUUAGGUGUCCAAUUUAUCAAAGGAUUUCAUAGAGGUGUACCAGGUAUCUUCUUGGGUUAUGGUAAUGACUCCAAUGUCUACAUUAUCCAGUUAGUCGAUGGUAAUUAUACCAGAAGAUUAUUUGUGAAUGUUAGAUUUUUAGGAUCUAUGAACAAUAUUAAUACAUUCCUAGAUACUUUCGGCGAAAAAAUGCGGAAGAAUAUGGAUGAGUCUGGGAACUUUCCAUUCUUCGAAGAUUCGUCUAGAAAUGAACUACUCAAUGGUCGCUAUGUCCCUUAUGAAGAUCACUUGCCAACACAAGGUACAUCAUCCCAAGAUGUCUCCUCAGAUAGACCAACCACAAUUGAACCUACAGCUACCAAUAUCAAUAUGGAUGAAUUAAUAGCAGAGGUACCAGAUGAAUUCUUACAGAACAACAUAGCUGGAGAUUUCUUAACUCAACAAGGAUUUACGUUACCACAGUUGCAAGUUACUGGAAAAUUGUUGGAACACCAAUCAGGACAAAGUCUUGCUCCAUAUAACUGGAUGAGUAAAGACAACAUGGAAUAUCUGAAAAUGGGGAGUGAUCAUAAAUAUUUGGGACAGAACGACACGGAAAAUAUUGAACCCAAUAAGAACAAACAGGUCCAUAUUUCAGAACCAUCUUUUCAAAGUUCAAUGGCAAACAAGCCUAAUGAAUCAGAUCUUGGUGUAUUACCUACUGCAGAUGGUAUACGUCAUGGAGUACCUAACGCCCGGGGCGAGACAACUCAAGAUGGGACAGUCAGUUCUAACAUAGAUAUGCAUCAACCGUAUUCAACAAUACCAACUCACAGACCGCCCCCGCCAGUAGGGAAGAAUGUUCAAUUCCUGGGAGUUAACAACGACUCUACGACAUUACUUCCAUCUGAGUGGGGAUUACCACCUCAACAGCAUCUCAGUAAUGGGGGAGCAUACGAGUCGCUGCCGGUUUCUAACGUUACCACUAGUGUCCGAUUAUAA
Molecule: messenger RNA, 1260 nt
Organism: Candida dubliniensis CD36
Lineage: Eukaryota; Fungi; Ascomycota; Pichiomycetes; Serinales; Debaryomycetaceae
Product: putative transposon polyprotein (fragment)
Exons: 1
Coding region: 1-1260 (419 amino acids)
Source: RefSeq, a predicted model, not a curated record